AACAAUGAAAAUAAUUAAAAGGUGAUUGAAUGUCGCAAGUGUCUGAAAUAUUUCUCACUUUUGAUAUCUGCGUUCUAGUUAAGACGAGGCUCGACGUCUUAUUUCUUGAUUUCUCCUCUUUAUAAUGGUGAACCUGGAAGAACUCUCCAGCUAGUUUCGAGGUACGAUGCUAGCCUAACAAGCCAGUCGCCGUAGGUUCGAGUCUCGGCUCGGGAGAAACUGUUAGUGUCAGUAGGAUCGUAGCGCUAGCCCCGCAAUUCCGCAAUUGUCCUGUACACUUAACAGUUGCCUGCGAAGUCUGUGUAUAAUAAACAGAAGGUCGAGUUCCGAUACGGAAUGUAGCACCAAGGCUUUGCUUUGCAUAAUGGUAAACCAAGAUGACUGCUAUCUCAGAUCUAGGCACAGGUCGGAUUAAAAUGGCUCAGAAAACGGAGCGUAUAAACUGGCUGGCGCGACGUCACAUACCGUUCUCGGAUAGAGGUUAUCAAUGCAGCACUAAAUUAGCUCCAGCAUCACAUUUUAGACAAACACCAACUCACAGUAUUCUAGUUGACGGGCGACAGAAUGAUUGCAGAUUUGUACGCUUAUCUGACUAACUUACCUCGAUGGCAUAUUUUUGCAAUUUUCCUUGUUGGAUAUCUACUGUACUAUUUGAUGGAGGUUGUUAAGCGACCCAUUCUUGCAAUCGCAGAUGGCCCGUUUAAGAAAUAUCUUCGCAAAAAUAUCCCUAUACUAGAGAUGAAAUUUUGGCCCACCUUCUGGUGUGUGGAAAGUCGGGCCCAAACUGUCUUUGCUAGCAUCAUUCGUUCCAAUAUGAUUCCAGACAUAGACUACCGUCGUGAAGUUCUAACAUUAAAAGACGGGGGUGAGGUAGCGUUGGACUGGUUAGAUAUGAACUGUGAUAGUGAGUCGCCGCUUAUUAUCAUCCUUCCAGGGUUGACAGGCGAAUCACAAGCCGAGUACAUAAAAUGCUUGGUGACUUCAGCUAAUCGUAUUGGUAUCAGGACAGUGGUGUUCAACAAUCGUGGCCUAGGGGGAGUUGAACUGAAAACGCCUAGGUUGUACUGUGCUUCUAACAGUGAGGAUCUGUUGGAGGUAGUUAACCAUGUAAGAAAAUUGAAUCCUCAUGUUAAAAUUGGCGCCACCGGAAUAUCAAUGGGUGGAUUAAUAUUAGGGAAUUACUUGGCCAACUAUAGCGAAGAGUCGAAGCAAAUACUCACUGCCGCAAAGAUAAUCUCGGUGCCAUGGGAUGUUAAUAAGGGAUCUGAUAGCAUCGAACAGCCUUACCUUAACAGUAUGCUCGGACGUCACUUAGCAGGAAGUUUAUGUCGCACAGUACGUAAAUAUGAUAUUCUUAGGCAUGAGGAUUUUGAUUGGGACAUGGAUCAAGUUUUACAGAGCAAAACAAUCAAAGAGUUUGAUUCCCAUUUCACGUCGAAGCACUUUGGCUAUAAAGAUGUCGAUAGUUAUUAUGCUCAGGCCACGUUACACAAUAAGUUACACAAAAUAAAAGUGCCUUUGCUGUGUCUAAGCGCGGCCGAUGAUCCGUUCCAGCCGCUAGAUGCAAUCCCUAUCAAGGCUGCAGCGAAGUCGUCCCACGUUGCGAUUCUGAUCACGGCUCGCGGUGGCCACAUUGGUUUCCUUGAGGGUUGGUGGCCAGCUAACAAAGAACAAUACAUGGGCCGACUGUUCAGUCAGUUCUUUGCAGCAACUUUAUUUGAUCCGAAUAAUGAGUUCUAUCGCACAGCGCAACUCAUGAUGGAGCACAACUUACAGACGUCAACUUCGGUGCCUACUACACCGAUUUCUGGAUCGUCCAGUCCCAUACGAAAAAAAUCCAUUCCAUUCUAAUAGUAAAGAGGAUAGUAAUUGUUUUAUUCCCCAGCACAAUUAUUUGCAAACAACAUUUGUGAUAACGAUUAACAUAAUUGUUCCGACAGGUAGUUGUGAAGUUUGUAAAUAAUGUUCACAGCACAAAUCCAACAUAGACAAUUUAUAAGCCAACUUCAACAACGAUUUUAGGUGUUUCAUCAUUUUGAACAAUAAUAUGGUAUUUGAAGCCGAAUUAACAAACAAUAAUCAUAGUUCAGUCUAGAUUCAGGCCAAAUUUCUUGCGUCAGUUUCACAGCAAGUAAUUACUGAAGCUUUAACGGAUAGUCAAUGCAAAAAGUUGCCUUCUAAAGCACAUAGCUAUAGGUUAUUUAAAAAAAGCAAGGUUAUUUUUCCUAUAAUACUAAACCAAUGUUGGAUGUUCUUAAAAAGAACUUUGUUAUUAAUUUUAGCGAAGCGAGAAAUUUGAAUUUGAACUUAAAUCAAUCAACACAAUGAACUGAUCCGCGUUGUGUACAUGAAGGUCUAUACUAAAUAUGAUCAGUUACUCACGAUACUUUACCGUAAGUUGUUAGGUGGAAUAGAAAGUUAAUUUUUAAACCUUUUCAAUGUUAACUGCUCACAGCGUGGAUUGAAAGCACUAACCAAAUUGCCCAAAAACGUUCUUUGAGGGCUACAAUAUUCUUUGUUAAUACUAUGCAGGGUCAAACACCAACAAUAAAUAAUGUUUAUUCACAUAUCAUUGACAGUUGUAAAAAUAGUACUUUUAAUAAAAUAAUAGUUCAAACAGAUUGAAGAGAUUACCAGAAAGUAAAAGAAAAGUAUUCUAAAAGCAAUACAAGCGUUAAUGUUGUAUUCAUGAAUUAGUUAUCGUUUUUACACAUAGACAGCUUAAUUUAAUUCAAAAAUCAAUAGUAAUUUUGCUUACAGCAUGACAUUAAAAGGUUCUACUAGUCUCAACAAAUUCGUGUUUCGUGAAAUUUAAUAUUUAUCAUUGCACUAGCUUAUUUAAUAAAACUAUUAAAGCUUAUAAAGAUUUCUAAGGCCAUUAACAACUUCUACCAUAGAAAACUUAAUAGGAGAAAAUAA
This is a messenger RNA of Wyeomyia smithii (pitcher-plant mosquito), 2919 nucleotides long. RefSeq names its product phospholipase ABHD3-like. Gene Ontology annotation, molecular function: acetylesterase activity; monoacylglycerol lipase activity. Gene Ontology annotation, biological process: medium-chain fatty acid catabolic process; medium-chain fatty acid biosynthetic process. NCBI's taxonomy places the organism in Eukaryota, Metazoa, Arthropoda, Insecta, Diptera, Culicidae. The transcript is spliced from 6 exons. The record is from RefSeq and is a predicted model, not a curated record. Bases 565 to 1851 code for a protein of 428 amino acids.